This is a messenger RNA of Prunus armeniaca (apricot), 627 nucleotides long. Lineage: Eukaryota; Viridiplantae; Streptophyta; Magnoliopsida; Rosales; Rosaceae. The record is from the annotation of a GenBank genome assembly.
AUGGAGGCUCGCAGGCUUUCCAUUCUCUGUUCCCAUAUAUGCCCUGGUCCGACGCCGGCUCCGGCCCGACUAGUUCCCGUUCCCAGCUCCAGUUGCGACUCUGGUUUCAGUAACAAGCAGCAACCCGGUGAUUCCAACAAGGGGAAUCUCCAAGACAACUGCGUUUUCUGCAAAAUCAUCCGCGGUGAAGCACCGGCUUUCAAGCUUUACGAGGAUGAUAUUUGCUUGUGUAUAUUGGAUAUAAAUCCCCUGAGUCGUGGGCAUUCUCUUAUUAUCCCAAAAUCUCAUUUUUGUUCGUUGAAAGCCACACCCCCAGAUGUGGUAGCUGCAAUGUGUUCAAAAGUGCCCUUUAUCAGCAGUGCAAUCAUGAAAGCCACUGAUUCUGAUUCAUUCAACUUGUUAGUUAACAAUGGUAUAGCUGCAGGCCAAGUUAUAUUUCAUACUCACAUACACAUAAUUCCGCGCACGGCACUUGAUUGCUUAUGGGCUUCUGAGAGUUUGCAGAGGCGGCCGCUGAACUUAGACCAGGAAGCCCCUCGACUUGUAGAUCGAGUUCGAGAGCAAUUAUCAUUAUCCGACGACUCUGAAGAUAGCAAGGGUCAAGGAUCUAGUCUUACCGGAAACUAG